Molecule: messenger RNA, 1008 nt
Organism: Oncorhynchus mykiss (rainbow trout)
Lineage: Eukaryota; Metazoa; Chordata; Actinopteri; Salmoniformes; Salmonidae
Source: RefSeq, a predicted model, not a curated record
GGUAGUGAUUCUCCAGCGGGUUGCUAUGGUAACCGGUGAACUAUGGAGGAGGACAACGCUGCCGCGGCUCUCGACAAUAUUGUGACAGAAUUUCACACAUACGAAGAUUUCCUCGACUCUCAAAUUACGUCGUUGGACUUGUAUUAUCUCGAGGAUGAGGAGUUGGCUCGCCAGCUGGUAGAGCUGGGCUACAGGGGCAGCGGAGAGGUCCUGAAGAGGGAGGAAUUUGAGACCAGGAAAGCAGCUGCAGAAGCCUCCAGGCUCUCCAAGAGGAGCCAGCAGAAGACACUGGCGAGUGUGGGAAAAGAGCUGAACGAUAACUUCCUGAAAGCGCUGGCGGAGCGAGAGGAGGCCAACCGUAGUGGGAAAAUGACUUCUAUUAUUUUCAUAAGGGACCGUAACGCUCUUGGACAGGAGAUCUCUGGCUAUAUCGACUAUUCCCACAGACUGAAGACAGAGGACUUUCAUCCAUACUUCAAUGGUAAGAAGAGGCUGCUGCCAAGAGCUACUGAUUUAAGCUUCUACAACUGGGAGACCCAGGUGUCCACGUCCAAUGUCAGCGCUAACUACCAGGUGAUCGCUGAGAACUCCAGUGGUCUGCUGUUUAAGAACAAGACAGACAGAAAGAUUCUCAACGUGGACCCCAAGGCCUCACCUGGAGACAACUCGUCCAGGACGCCCCUCCAGUCUGAACUCUACAGCCAAGUCGUCAUCUAUGACCACAUCACCAGGAGGACCUAGCCAAUCACCUUUCACUGUCUCCUCCCUGCUACAACAUCACCAGGAGGACCUAGCCAAUCACCUCUCACUGUCUCCUCCCACCACAUCACCAGAAGGACCUAGCCAAUCACCUCUCACUGUCUCCUCCCACCACAUCACCAUAAGGACCUAGCCAAUCAGCUCUCACUGUCUCCUCCCUGCUACCACCACCUCACACUGCUAUUAAACACAUACUGGAAGUCACUGGAAGCCUCUAAUGUGAUGUAAUAAAGGUUGGCCCCCCAUCAA